AUGUCCUACAGCACCGCUCCCCACACGGCGCAACCAAUGUCCAGCGACUGGGCAGCAGCCUUCCAGGCAAGAUUUGACGCCAUAUGCAGGCGAUUCUGGGAACACCUGGAGAACAGGCGCCAGCCACCAGCCCCAACACAGGUCAGCAUUAUGGCCAGAGCACCACCAACACAGCAGCCAGCCAAGGAUCUGUCCUCUGAAUGGCGAAAGACCAAGGCGCAGUCGGAGGGGCACCAGCUGGGCAAAGCAACUAACAGAACUACUAGCUAUCAACAUGACGGCCCAUCAGGGACUAGAGCCACCCCUAAUCACCACCAACGCCUGCGAAGGAGAGCACGAUGUCAGCGGAAACAUGCAACUCCGUGCAGCCCCACACCGGGGAAGGACUCAGCCGCGGAGAUGAGUCAAGUCUGUGGACCAGUGGUACCGGUUUUUAGAAGGUCCCCGAGCAGGAGGGGUGCUUCACCUGGACUGCACUGUGCAGCUGACCCAGUUUACAAUGUGAGGACUCUCUCUCCACCUACCAGAGGCAACAAACGCUUACUAGUUUAA
This is a messenger RNA of Pelobates cultripes (western spadefoot toad), 552 nucleotides long. The record is from the annotation of a GenBank genome assembly. Lineage: Eukaryota; Metazoa; Chordata; Amphibia; Anura; Pelobatidae.